ACAAAACAGACCGGGGUUACAAAAGCAUGGCCUCUGCUGAGGCGGCGGCGUUGUCAUCGUCGUCGUCUUUGGAAGCAGACUCAGCCCCAGUCCCUGAAACUGCAGGAACCGCUGCGGCCGCGGCCAGGAUGGGACCCGGAGCCAGGGUCUCCAAGGCCGCUUUGGCUACGAAGCUGCUGUCCCUGAGCGGCGUGUUCGCCGUGCACAAGCCCAAAGGGCCCACCUCAGCCGAGCUGCUGAAUCGGCUGAAGGAGAAGCUGCUGGCAGAAGCGGGAAUGCCUUCUCCAGAAUGGGCCAAGAGGAAAAAGCAGACUUUGAAAAUUGGGCAUGGCGGGACGCUAGACAGUGCAGCCCGAGGAGUUCUGGUGAUUGGAAUUGGAAGGGGAACAAAAAUGUUGACCAGCAUGUUGUCAGGCUCCAAGAGGUAUAUUGCCAUUGGAGAGCUGGGGAAAGCUACCGACACGCUGGAUUCUACAGGGAAAGUGACAGAAGAAAAGCCUUACGAUCAAAUAACACAAGAAGAUAUUGAAGGCAUUUUACAGAAAUUUACUGGGAAUAUAAUGCAGGUACCUCCCCUCUAUUCUGCAUUAAAGAAAGAUGGACAGAGACUUUCCACUUUGAUGAAGCGAGGGGAAGUAGUAGAAGCAAAACCUGCCAGGCCAGUUACUGUAUACAGUAUCUCCCUUCAAAAAUUCCAGCCACCAUUUUUCACAUUAGAUGUUGAGUGUGGCGGCGGUUUUUAUAUCAGAAGCUUGGUCAGUGACAUUGGCAAAGAGCUCUCUUCCUGCGCCAACGUGCUGGAGCUGACCCGGACCAAACAGGGGCCCUUCACGCUGGAAGAGCACGCCCUUCCCGAAGACAGAUGGACCAUUGAUGACAUCGCACAGUCUCUGGAGCAUUGCUCAUCUCUUCUCCCAGCAGACCUGGCGCUUAAAAAACCAAAGCCCGAGGAGUCUCAGGAACACGGGUUGAGCUGUGAAUAUAUAACUCUGAAUGAGACGAAGGGAGAAGACGGAGAAAUUAAGACGUGUUAAAAUUGGCGUGGGUCAUCAUUUCCUGGUUGACAUUUGAAUCCCCUGUACACAAUGACAAG
Eptesicus fuscus (big brown bat) is the source of this 1093-nucleotide messenger RNA. RefSeq names its product TruB pseudouridine synthase family member 1 (gene TRUB1). Gene Ontology annotation, cellular component: mitochondrion. Bases 27 to 1034 code for a protein of 335 amino acids. Gene Ontology annotation, biological process: mRNA pseudouridine synthesis; tRNA modification. Gene Ontology annotation, molecular function: RNA binding; pseudouridine synthase activity. The transcript is spliced from 8 exons. NCBI's taxonomy places the organism in Eukaryota, Metazoa, Chordata, Mammalia, Chiroptera, Vespertilionidae. The record is from RefSeq and is a predicted model, not a curated record.